GAAAGUUGCCCCUCCAUAUUCUGUUCAAUUUCGCCGCCUACUUCUGUCCGCCAUGGAAAUUGAAGAGUUCUCUGCUCGUUUCACUUCUCUGCUGGAGUCUUCUCGAACUUCAGUGGACGACUUGUUUAAAGCUGCUUCCACCGGAGACCUUGCUCCGUUCCAGCAUCUGGUUGAAGCCUUUAAGUCGGAGGAACUUUUCCUUAAGAUGGCUCUGAACGUCGGUGAUGAGAAUUGUAAGAGCUUUUUACAUGUUGCGGCCGCUAGAGGACGAAAGAAGCUGUGCAAGUUUCUUUUAGAGGAAGGAAAACUCGACAUCAAUGUGAAGGAUUGUGAAGCUGGUGAGACUCCUCUGCUUCAUGCGACUAAGGAGGGGCAUUUUCCGACGGCUGCUUUUCUUCUUGAGAAUGGAGCCGAUCCGAAUUCGAGAAGUUGGAAGAGGCGCACUUCAUUGCACUACGCCGCAGAACAUGGAUCCAAGGAACUUAUUCAGCUCUUAAUAUCAAAAGGGGCUGAAAUUAAUGCUGUGGCUGAUUGUGGUACACCAUUGCAAUAUGCAGCAGGGAAGGGCAAGGAGGAAUUUGUCAAGCUUCUGUUGGAUCACCAUGCAGAUCCAAAUGUGAUUUCUCAUGAUCUAUUUUCCCCAUUGCUGGCAUCCAUCCGGGCUCAGUCUCUUGAAUGCAUGAAGCUGCUGCUUAAGGCUGGAGCUAAUCCUAACUUUCAUGGUUCCAAAGGAAUGACUCCAUUAGGAUAUGCAGCUUCUGAAGGGUUGAAAGAAUUUAUUAAAUGCCUGCUGAAUGCCGGAGCUGAUCCAAAUAUUGCUAACAAUUUAGGGAUGACACCAAUUGAAGAAGCUGCAUUGGCAAAUAAACGUCGGGUUGUUAGGAUCCUCUUCCCCUGGACUUCUCCAAUUCCCACUAUUCGUGAGUGGAGCAUUUCUGGACUAUUGAAGCAAGUUCAGUCUGAUGAGACUAGAGAAAAGAUGGAGCUGAAGUUGAAAGAGUUAUUUCUGAUUUCAAAGUCAAAGGGAGCUAGAUCUUUCAACAGCAAGGAUUAUUUUCUUGCAGUACUGUGGUACACAGAGGCAAUAUCUUGGAAUCCUAAUGAUGCAACUGUGCUAUCUGAACGAAGCCUCUCUUGGGCCAAGAUGAAUGAAGGGGGGCUUGCAUUGGAAGAUGCUAAAGCUUGCAUUAAGCUGAGCCCAAAUUGGUCAGAGGCAUAUUACAGGGAAGGUGUUGCAAGGAUGCUAUUGAAAGAUCUUUGUUUUAUGAUACAUAAUCCCGGGAAUUUGACAAAGCUGCUGGUGCUUUUUUCCACGGUUUUAUGUUGGAUCCUGAAAACAAGGCGCUCGAAUGUGCAUUUAGGAGCGAGAGGAACGAACUGCUUGUUUCCAGCUGCUUACACUGGAGACCUGACUCCGUUCAAGAGUAAUUUCAGUCUGGUGAAUGAGCUUCGAAGGAAGGAAGGUCGGGAAGGUUCUGUUGAAGCAAAGCUGAAUGCUGGGGAUUCCGAUGGUCUGGCUGCUUUGCAUUACGCGGCUGUCGGCGGAAGAACUCAGAUCGUUAAGUUUCUGGUGGAGGAAGCAAAAAUUGACAUCGAUAUCAAGGAUUUGAAAGCCGGUCAGACUCCUCUGCAUCAUGCAAUUAUGGAGGAGCAUUUUCAAACAGCGUUUACCUUCUUGAGCAAGGUGCAAGUCCCAAUGCCCCCGCUAAGAAGGGGCGCACACCGCUACAUUAUGCAGCAGAAUUUGGAUUCAAAAUUGGGAUAUAUGUUAUGGAGAAGGAAUCCUCAUGUUAGUUGCUUGUGCUCUAAGGCUGGUGAUUAGCUGUUUUUUCCUUCUUGAUUUAUUGAGUGAAUUUUAGUUUUUUUUUUUCAUAUAUAAUUUUUUUUUUUAUUAUUACCUGUGGAAGAUUUUGGUCCUUUCUUUACGUUUCACUGGGUGCAUGUAAUGUAGUCUUUCGUCAAUUUUAGACUUGAGGUAUUUAUAGGCUUUUAU
Messenger RNA from Rubroshorea leprosula, 1993 nucleotides. The record is from the annotation of a GenBank genome assembly. NCBI's taxonomy places the organism in Eukaryota, Viridiplantae, Streptophyta, Magnoliopsida, Malvales, Dipterocarpaceae.